This is a messenger RNA of Strongylus vulgaris, 504 nucleotides long. The record is from the annotation of a GenBank genome assembly. NCBI's taxonomy places the organism in Eukaryota, Metazoa, Nematoda, Chromadorea, Rhabditida, Strongylidae.
AUGAAGAACAGAUACUCAGAUGUGGUUUGCACAGAUUCCACAAGAGUGAAGUUAAAAUUGGGUGAAAAAGAGCAUGGUGACUAUAUUCAUGCAAACAUUGUUAAGUCACCACUUCUCACCACAAAGUUCAUCUGCACACAGGGCCCACUGCAAUCUACAAUCCACGAUUUUUGGCGGAUGAUUUUCCAAGAGCGGAUAGAGAACAUUCUUAUGCUUUGCAAGCCUUGCGAAGAUGGGCGGCCGAAAUGUUCUGUGUAUUGGCCGGAGGCUGUUGGCAAAUGUGAUGUGUUGCCAACGGUUCAAGUAAAAAAUGUUGGCGAAGAUGCGGACGAAUUCGCCACCACCACCUCGUUGACUUUGGAAUUGAAUCCAGAGUAUGGUAGGUGCACUGUAACCUACUGUAAUGAGCACAUGCAUAGUUUAGAAGUUGUUUCCAGCAAAUCCGAACUGCUCCAUGCGUUAUCCAUUGCUCGGCCGGUAUCGGACGAACUGGCAGCAUUGUAG